AACCAACAUGUCGGAUAACUUGGAAGUGGUUGAUAUUACCAAGCUUAAUGCUUUGGCAGCCGGUACCAAUAAACGGACUCCCAGAGUUGUUGCUGCUGGUCUUGGGGGUAAGUUAAUGGGUACCAAAGGAUUAGUCAAUGUUACUGCUGAACAGAUUGCAGAUGACUCGGUUAAAGCCAUGGAUACUAAGAAUGCCAAAUCGAUGACUUUGGCGGAAAAAGAUGAAUUGGAUAAACAAAAGUACCUGAAGAUUCAACAUAUUAGUGAAAAACCAUGGACUUUAUCUAAUUGGUACCAACAUAUUAAUUGGCUUAAUAUGAUAUUGGUUGUGGUUAUUCCAGUGUAUGGUUUUGUCAGUGCAAUUAGAUAUCCUCCUCUGUGGAAAACCACUCUUUUAGGAUUGGUUUUAUACGUUUUCAGUGGGAUUUCCAUCACUGCUGGUUACCAUCGUUUAUACGCUCAUAAAUCUUAUGAUGCAGCAUUACCAGUCCGGUUAUUUUUCGCUUUAUUUGGUGCUGGUGCAGUAGAAGGUUCAAUCAAAUGGUGGGGGCAUUCUCAUCGUGUUCAUCAUCGUUACACCGAUACUCCCAGAGAUCCUUAUGAUGCCAGGCAAGGGUUCUGGUACAGUCAUAUGGGAUGGAUGUUGAGUAUCCCUAAUCCUAAGAACCGUGCCAGAGCCGAUAUCAGUGAUUUGACUAGUGAUUGGGUGGUUAACUUCCAACAUCGUCAUUAUUUAACCUUGAUGGUCUUCAUGGCUCUUGUUUUACCUACUUUGAUUGCCGGUUUAGGUUGGGGGGAUUACUGGGGGGGGUUUAUCUACGGAGGGAUUUUGAAAACCUUUGUUAUUCAACAAGCCACCUUUUGUGUUAAUUCUUUAGCCCACUGGAUUGGGAUUCAACCUUUUGACGAUCGCAGAACCCCUAGAGAUCACGCCGUCACUGCGUUUGUUACUUUCGGGGAAGGUUAUCAUAAUUUCCAUCAUGAAUUUCCUUCUGACUACAGAAAUGCUUUGAAAUGGUACCAAUACGAUCCAACCAAAAUCACCAUUUGGUUCUUAUCCAAAAUUGGUUUGGCCUGGAAUUUGAAAACUUUCAGUCAAAACGCAAUUGAACAGGGUCUUAUUCAACAAGAACAGAAGAAAUUGGACCGUAUGAAGGCUAAAUUGAACUGGGGAUCCCAAGUUUCUGAAUUACCAGUGUGGGAUCGCGAAGAAUUCAAUACCAGAGCUAAAAAGGAAGGGUUAUUGAUCAUUGCCGGGAUCAUCCAUAAUGUUUCUAAGUUCAUUAAAGAACAUCCGGGUGGUCAAGCCUUGGUUAGAGCCAGUAUUGGUAAAGACGCCACCAAGGCCUUCAACGGGGCAGUCUAUGCUCACUCAAACGCUGCUCAUAAUUUAUUAUCUUCCAUGAGAGUGGCUGUUUUACAAGACGGUGAUGUCAGAAGUAAUACUUUUGACUUGCAACAAGAAUAUUUGGAUAAAAAAAUCGAGUAAGUAAUUAAUUAACGGGUAUGAUAAUUUCAUUGUAAACAUGUAGUAAUCCACUCAUCUGUCAUUUAGUUAAUCUGGUAGUACUCAUCUGUCAUUCGGUUCAUCUGGUAACUCAGCUAAGUUAAUCUGGUAAUAGUACUCAUCAAUAAUCAGACGAGGGAUGACCUUGGAGGUACGGAGGGACGAUAAAGUGGUGUUACUUUUUUUAUCGCACCACUUGGGUGUAAAAGUAACACCACUAUUUUGCAACAAUCAGGUUACUAUUCUACACUGGAUUAGUAUAUAAACUGGGAUGGGAUCCUCGUUUAGCCAUCUUCUCCUGUCAUCAAGAUCAUCAACUCGCUUAUAUAUUCACUACAAAUACAAAUACAAAAUGCCUGCUACUCAUCUUGC
Molecule: messenger RNA, 1879 nt
Organism: Hyphopichia burtonii NRRL Y-1933
Lineage: Eukaryota; Fungi; Ascomycota; Pichiomycetes; Serinales; Debaryomycetaceae
Gene: OLE1
Product: stearoyl-CoA 9-desaturase
Exons: 1
Coding region: 8-1489 (493 amino acids)
Biological process (GO): unsaturated fatty acid biosynthetic process
Cellular component (GO): endoplasmic reticulum membrane
Molecular function (GO): stearoyl-CoA 9-desaturase activity; heme binding; iron ion binding
Source: RefSeq, a predicted model, not a curated record